Penicillium atrosanguineum is the source of this 1521-nucleotide messenger RNA. RefSeq lists its product as uncharacterized. Gene Ontology annotation, biological process: transmembrane transport; carbohydrate transport. Lineage: Eukaryota; Fungi; Ascomycota; Eurotiomycetes; Eurotiales; Aspergillaceae. Gene Ontology annotation, cellular component: membrane. The coding region runs from base 1 to 1521 and encodes 506 amino acids. The record is from RefSeq and is a predicted model, not a curated record. The transcript has 4 exons. Gene Ontology annotation, molecular function: carbohydrate:proton symporter activity.
AUGGCGAUCCAAGGGCAGGCACUAUGCAUCUUGAUGACCGUCACCUGCGGACUGUCGUAUCUUCUCUAUGGAUACGACCAGGGCUUCAUGUCCGGUGUUCUUCUCGUUGACGACUAUCUUAUAACUAUGGGAAACCCGUCCUCCAUGAUGCAGGGCCUUCUUUCCAGUCUGUACACGCUUGGGUGUUUCUUUGGAAGCAUUGGGAGCAUGCUCUUCAGUGAGCGGCUCGGCCGCAGGAACCCAAUCUUGAUCGGCACUGUCUUCAUCUUGAUAGGUGCUACCAUCCAGAUGUCCUCCUACUCCCGUGCCCAGUUCCUCGUCGGCAGAAUUGUUGCUGGACUGGGAACUGGCCUUAACACCUCGUUGAUUCCAGUGUGGCAGGCCGAGACACUGCCAGCCCGCAAACGAGAGAAAUUUGGUGCUUUGCAAUACGUGCUCGUUUGCACCGGAGCUUCCAUCAGCUACUGGAUGAGUUAUGCACUGUCUUUCUCCUCUAAUCAGCCAUUUGAGUGGAGAUUUGCCGUUGCAGCCCAGUGUGUUUUCGGGGUCCUUCUCUUGGUAAUCGUUCCCUGGAUGCCAGAAUCUCCCCGCUGGCUGUUCAUACAUAAUCGGGCCGACGAAGCUCUUGCUAUAAUCAUGAAAAUGCACGGGACGAGCAAUGUCGAUGACGAGGAAGUGCAAACAGAAAUCAAGGUAAUCAACCAAGCAAUUGAGGUGGAGGAGCGCAAUGGGGCGAGUAAAUGGAUCCAUCUUUUCAAGAACGAAAAGGAAACCCAGAACCUCCGCAGAGUCAUGCUGGGCUGGUGGCUUAUGUUCAUGGUCAUGUGGUCUGGCGUUUGCAGCAUUGGAUACUACAUUUCUUAUCUAUUCGAAACCUCAGUCGGCCUUAGCCACAACUUGUCAUUGUUGCUGUCUGGUUUCAAUGGCUUAUGGUACUUAAUCUCCGCUUUGAUCCCCUUCGUCAUUAUAAAUCGCCUCGGCAAGCGCUGGUGUCUCAUGAUCGGCGCAUUUGGCAUGGGCUGCUGUUUCCUUACCAUGUCCCUGACCAUUCGCUCCGGCACAUAUGCCGCUUCCAUUGUUUGCGUGAUAGCAUUCUUCCUAUACUACACCUUCUUCGCCUUGGGUUUCCUCGCCAUCCCGUGGCUAUACAAUGCCGAGAUUCUCCCUCUCCCUCUACGUUCACGGGGUAAUGCCAUAACUACUUCCUCGAACUGGAUUUGGAACUUCGUGACUGUUAUGAUCACGCCAUCUGUUAUGAGCGGACAAGGCUGGAAGGGAUACUUGAUCUUCACCGUCUUCAAUUUCUGCUUCAUUCCGUUCAUCUAUUUGUUCUACCCUGAGACUACAGGUAGGCGACUGGAAGAGAUCGAUGCGAUCUUCUACAAGACGAGUCCAAUUGUUGCAGGCACGGAGUGGGUAAGCAAGGGCAGGUUUGAGACUGAUCAUUUGGAUCGGAUGGUAGAAAAUAUCGAGAGUGCAAAGGCUGAGACGAUCUAUGUGGAGGACCUUUCUACGAUUUGA